CCUGCCAGUCACGUGCCCCGGGGAGGCGCAGGCAGGGGCAGAAGCGCGCGCCGUCGAGCGCCAGGCCGGAGGGUCCCGCGGGCGCAGCCCAGCAGGACUCUCCUAUCACAUCGCAUUGCAGGACUUCGCCCACUGAGAACCUGGCAGAGGCAUUUUGGAGGCAGCUAACAGUGCAAAAGGUGUGCGUGGCUGGAUCGUCUUCACUGGGUGAUCUUUGAGAUCUCCACUUUCCCCCCUCUCCCGGCUGGGGAGGAGGGCAAUGGCAGGCUCCAGUCAGCUAGCAUUCCUGUUGACAGUCUCGCUCCAGUUCUUGGUAACUUCUGUGUUUGGCCAAGGAAACAACACAACGGAACCCACAUCUGUCUCUCCUCCAUAUCGCCUUUCGAGCUCAGAGCUAGCGGCUGCCAUCGCGGUGCCGUCCGUCUUUUGUGCGCUCCUGCUGAUUGGCCUUCUGAUCUUUAUGGGACUCAAAAUCCGAGAGAAACGCCAGACUGAAGGCACCUACCGGCCCAGCAGCGAAGAGCAGGUAGGAUACUCUGCCCAAUCGAAUCCAACAGUUACUAAAAAUGUGUGACUCCGGAACCAGAAGUGAAGCUGCUGCCCCUGUACAAUCCAAGUGUUGUGUCGGACUUGGCUACUCAGUGGCUGAGUUCCACGCUGCCACUUCCCCCAGUGGGCUUGGCCACUUGCAAACAGACACCUCUCCUGUUGGGAUGCUUCAGAACGGACUCCUCCUUGCCUGAGCAUAUAGGGGGAAUGGGUGGACCUUGCAGCAUAACAGGGGAAGGAGAUGUCUCUUCUCCAGGGGCUUCAUCUUGCCAUUGUAAUCUCCUCCAUUCAUUUCUCUGUCUCAUCAAAACCCUCCCUCCCCCUGUUUUGUAAAUUAAACUGAUUUCCAGUAUUACUGUCUUUCUGCUUCCCUGUCCUUUUGGCUCUGAACUGCACCGGAGAGCAAGCAACAGCUUCUUCUCCUGCCCUGCCCUUUGUCAAUUUGAGCACGGCUGUAUACUUGACUAUUCCUCCUUGGGUGUUGGAGGUCAACAGCAUAAGGCACCCACCCAGGUCAGUUUCCCUGAUCCCAUUGCUGCACACUUCCACACUGAAACUGGGAGGAGGAGGAGUCAGCUUCAUGUGUUCGUGUGGUUACUCCAGCAGUUGUCCAUGGUCAGCAAGGAAGGGAACUCAUUGUUGCAGGUUUUGUAAAUUUAUCUGAACAGAUAUGGAGCUGCCUUGCCAGCUGUCUGAACACACACAGCCAAAAGGAAACCAGAGUCUUGAAGAAAUGCUCUGGUCCCAAGAGAGCACAACAUUCAAAAACCAGUGGGGGAACAUUUUAACUUUCCAGGACAUUCAGUUGCUGACCUAAAAGGAGCAGCUCUCCUGAAGAGGAAUUUCAAAGGGAGAUUAGAAAGAGGGACUGCUGAACUGGCAACUGAUAGUGAAGCUCAGGACAAUGCAUC
Molecule: messenger RNA, 1460 nt
Organism: Eublepharis macularius
Lineage: Eukaryota; Metazoa; Chordata; Lepidosauria; Squamata; Eublepharidae
Gene: CRB3
Product: crumbs cell polarity complex component 3
Exons: 5
Coding region: 260-574 (104 amino acids)
Source: RefSeq, a predicted model, not a curated record